Messenger RNA from Emys orbicularis (European pond turtle), 1893 nucleotides. Its product is annotated as zinc finger translocation-associated protein-like. Gene Ontology annotation, biological process: negative regulation of DNA-templated transcription. NCBI's taxonomy places the organism in Eukaryota, Metazoa, Chordata, Testudines, Emydidae. The record is from RefSeq and is a predicted model, not a curated record.
AUGGAGCCGCCUCCCUCUCCUCCCCCCCGCCGCCCCGUCAAACGGGAGCCCCUGGACCCGGAGGCAGGGGAAUCCCCAAGCCAGGACAAUUCCGGCAGCACCGAGGCCCCUGAGUUGAUGCUAGGGGGGUCCCUGGCAUGGGGGACCCCCAAGGAGCACCCUCUAAUGGCCCCAGGGGGGCGGAAGUACUCAGAUCACUGUGAGGAGCGGGCAUCUCGGCCUGGGAAGAGCCGCAUCCCUGGGCGGGACCAUCGGCGCUAUUAUCACGAGCACUGGCGGGCUGAGUACCUGAUGGACUUCAACCCGGCACGGCAUGGCAUGAUCUGCAUGGUGUGUGGCAGCGCGCUGGCCACCCUCAAGCUGAGCACCAUCAAGCGUCACAUCCGCCAGAAGCACCCCUACUCCGGGGGCUGGGGCCCCCGUGAGAAGCAGGUCAUCAUCCAGAGCUGGGACGCCCACCUCGGGUUGGACGGGGAGCUUGAGGGGCACGGAGACCUCGCCCAGGCACCUGACAGCCUGCAGGGAGCACAAGGGAUGCUGUCGACGGGGGGCGGGUUCCGGCGUCGGCGCCGUGCCCCAUGCCCAUCCCCACGGGGGGCUGCCCGGCGUCCGGCGCUCGGGGGCAGGAAGGCAUCACCCAGCGCCCGCCGGCUGGAGCGCUACGUGCGUGAGUCCCUGCAGAGCUGGUUCCAGGCCGAGUUCCUCAUGGAUUACGAUGCCCAGGGCAACCGGCUGCGCUGCAUGAUGUGUGGGCGUGGGCUGCCCAGCCUCAACCUGGACGACAUCAAGCGCCACGUGCUGCAGGCCCACCCCGCCUCGCUCGCCUUCAGCCCCGCUGAGAAGGGCGCCAUCCUGGAGGCCUGGAACUCCCGUGCCCUGGUGCUGGCUGCCGGCAAGGGUUGGGCGCCGCAGGGGGACCGCCCUGCAGAGCCCGAUGCCCCCUCCCCUGGGGACCUUAGUGCUGAGGCCUCUGAGCCAUGCUCGGCAAUGGCUGCCCCAGAGCCAGAGGAGAGCAGCUCCCCGGAGAGCUGGGCCAAGGAGGAGCCUGUGGCGCCGUGGGAGCUGGAUGCGGGGGGGCCGCUGCGGGGUAAAGACCAUCGGCGCCACUUCCAGGAGCACUGGCGGCUGGAGUACCUGAUGGACUACCACGGCGAGCGGCACGGGCUGGUGUGCAUGGUGUGUGGGGGAGCACUGGCCACCCUCAAGAUGAGCACCAUCAAACGCCACAUCCGCCAGCGGCACCCUGACUCCACCCUGCUCAGCCACCAGGUCAAAGCCCUGAUCGUGGAGGAGUGGAACCGCAAGGUCGCCCAGCUGGUGGAGAUGGGGGCACCCCUGCCAGAGCAGGCCUCAGGAGACUCCCAGAAUCCUUUGCAGCCAUCUAGCCCCGAGGAGCUGGAUGAGGACGUGCAGCUGCCUGCAGAGGGGGAGGGGGAGGAGGAGGAAGAGGAGGAGGAGAGUGUGUUGGUGGUGGGGACGCCCCCAUCCACCCCACAGAGCCCCGCUGACCCCACAGCUGGCCCCCAGACGGGCCCGGCACCUGCACCGCGGCGGGAGCAGCGGCGGAACUACCAGCUGCACUGGCGCGUGGAAUACCUGAUGGACUACGAUGGCAGGCGGCACGGGCUGGUGUGCAUGGUGUGCGGGGGGGCGCUCGCCACCCUCAAGGUGAGCACCAUCAAGCGCCACAUCCUGCAGGUGCACCCCUUCUCCUUGGACUUCACCCCAGAGGAGCGGCAGACUAUCCUAGAGGCCUACAAUGAGACGGCCCUGCGCUAUGAGCCUGCCCUGGGGGAGGAGUCUGAGGUUAAGCCCUGCCCCUUCCUCCAGGCCACUCCUGCUGAUGGGAAAAAGGCAGAGUUGGCCUGUGCCCCACCCACCAGCACAGCAUAG